ACGAGUAGUGCGUUCUAGACAGGGGCCAACAAAGCAGCACCAGGGCAAUUACAUCACAGAGGUCCCGGCGGAAACCUCAGCUUCCCCCCUUCCCCCCCAUCACCACCUCCUCACCCCACCCCAAUCUUAUUUUAAGUGGACAUAUCCUGCUCCUUGCUGAGAGGAAUACUGAUCGGUUUCCUGUUCUUGGAAGUAGCUCUCUGUGGGGAGGGGGCUCAGAGAAAUGGAGGGCAUGGCGAGGGAGUUCGUGAAAGGGAACAGCGUGGACGGGUCCAAUCAGGAGAGCGUCUCCGGGAAGAAGACGCCGCUGCUGGACCGCGGCCAGUGGGCGAACAAGCUGGAGUUCCUGCUGGCCGUAGCGGGGACGCUGGUUGGCCUGGGGAACCUCUGGAGGUUCCCUUACUUGUGCUACAAGAAUGGAGGAGGUGCGUUCCUGAUUCCCUACGUCCUGUUUCUGCUUGCGUGUGGUAUCCCGAUGUUCCUCCUGGAGACGGCCAUGGGACAGUACACAUCUCAGGGGUGCAUCACCUGCUGGAGGCACUUCUGUCCCCUGUUUGAAGGUAUCGGGUUUGCCACUCAGGUAGUGAUUGCAUACGCUGCUGUGUCGUACAUUGUCAUCCAGGCAUGGGCUUUCUUCUACCUCUUCUCGUCCUUCAGCGCUGAGGUUCCAUGGGCCAGCUGCAGGAACUCCUGGAACACAGAGUCUUGUUUUGAAUUUGAUAAGAAAAACUUAUCAUCCAACUGGACUGCGGCUGCAAACGCGACAACACCUGCAACCGAGUUCUGGGAGAGAAGAGUCCUGGGCAUUUCUAAGGGGAUUGAUGAAAUUGGUAGCUUAAGAUGGGAGCUGGUCCUCUGCCUGUUACUCGCAUGGAUUCUCUGCUACUUUUGUGUUUGGAAAGGAGUGAGAUCCACUGGAAAGGUAGUUUACUUUACCGCCACGUUUCCCUACCUGAUGUUAGUCGUUCUGUUGGCCCGCGGUCUCUCGUUGCCCGGAGCGAUGGAUGGCUUGGCUUUCUACCUGUAUCCAGAUCCUACAAGGUUGGUGGACCCUCAAGUUUGGAUGGAUGCGGGGGCACAGGUCCUUUUCUCUUUCGGCAUUUGUCAGGGGAGUCUGACAGCUCUGGGAAGCUACAAUCAAUAUAACAAUGAUUGUUACAAGGACACAUUUGUUCUGUGCCUGGUAAACGGCGGCUCCAGUUUUGUGGCGGGAUUUGCAAUCUUUUCUGUUUUGGGAUUUAUGUCCUAUGAACAAGGUCUGCCAAUAUCCCAGGUGGCUGCGUCUGGACCUGGCUUGGCAUUUAUUGCAUAUCCUCGUGCUGUAGCCAUGAUGCCCUUACCUCAGCUGUGGGCUGUUUGCUUCUUCGUCAUGGUCAUCUUGUUGGGCGCAGACACACAGUUUGUGAGCCUAGAGUGCCUGAUGACCUCAGUCACAGAUAUGUUCCCCUCCGUGUUUCGAAGAGCUUAUCGCAGAGAACUGCUGCUGCUUUGUCUCUGCACCAUUUGCUUCUUUCUCGGCCUCCUUCUCGUCACAGAGGGGGGGUUAUAUUUCCUCCAACUUUUUGAUCACUACGUAUGCAGUGGGAAUAAUCUUCUCCUACUUUCUGUGUGUCAGUCCAUAGCAAUCGGAUGGAUAUAUGGUGCCGAUCAGCUCUAUGAUAACAUCGAAGACAUGAUUGGUUAUCGUCCAUGGCCUCUGAUGAAGAUUUGCUGGCUUUACGUUACGCCUGCUGUGUGUCUGGGCACAUUUAUUUUUUCUGUGGUGAGAUACAAGCCUCUGAAGUUCAAUAAAACCUACGUCUACCCGACCUGGGCUUAUGCUUUGGGUUGGUUCCUUGGACUCUUCUGCGUUCUCAUGGUUCCACUGUGGAUCGUCUUUAAACUCACUCAGAUGGAAGGGACGCUUUUACAGAGACUCCGGCAGCUUUGUCGCCCUGAAAAGAUGAACAGCAAGAUGAAGCAACCUGAGCGGUACCCUUUGAACCCAGACAGCCCUCUUACACCUGGUGUUAGUGAAUAUAAGGGAAGUUGCGCAGCUGAGAUGGAUUUGCAAGUGUGAGACACUUUUAGCACAGAUAUAAAUACGAUUCUCUUUUUCAUUUUAAAGUCAUUUUUAACUCUUUGCGUUUUUAAGAAAUCAUUACGAGCAAUACAUUCUGAUGGGUUGCAGAUCAGAUCUGGUCUGAAACCUGCAUUAGAAGUAAUAUUAAAGUAUUGUUUUAUUUGUACACACCGAUGUGGUGUGGUGUAGAGCUAUAUGAACAUUUUGUUAAAGCUAUUUUCAUUUAAAAAAAGACAGUAGUUUCGUGUCUCCGUCUUGAUAAUGGCCAUGUGCUUGGUAAUUAUAAGCAUUUUUUUACUAAGUGAUGUUGUUAUACCGUCCCAAAAAUGUCAAUAAAUGGAGGAAUAAAUGAAAGAUAAAUAAAAUAAAGAAAAGCUUCUUCAACGUGA
This is a messenger RNA of Fundulus heteroclitus (mummichog), 2451 nucleotides long. RefSeq names its product sodium- and chloride-dependent GABA transporter 2. The transcript is spliced from 15 exons. Gene Ontology annotation, cellular component: membrane. NCBI's taxonomy places the organism in Eukaryota, Metazoa, Chordata, Actinopteri, Cyprinodontiformes, Fundulidae. Gene Ontology annotation, biological process: sodium ion transmembrane transport. The record is from RefSeq and is a predicted model, not a curated record. The coding region runs from base 224 to 2059 and encodes 611 amino acids.